AUGACCAGUAUGUCAAUUAUUGAUGAUGAGAACGUGAAAAAAACUUCUAAUGGGGCAGCUGUUGUCACUGAUGUGGCUCAACACGCUGUAAGUGAUUCGGACAAUAACAAAGCGCAACUUCUAGGCGAUGGAUCCAACACUGAAUAUGUGGUUGAUAUUUUCAUUGAAGCCGCUAAGGAUGGGGAUUUAAAAGUGGUGAAGGACGUGGUCGAAAGUGGAGCAGUGGAUAUUAAUAACGACCGCAUUGAUGAAUUAUCCGGCUUACACUGGGCCUGUAUAAACAAUAGGUUUUCUGUAGCAAAGUUCCUAUUACUUAGGGGAGCAAAUCCUAACCAGGCGGCAGGCCCCGGAGGGGCUACUGCUUUGCACUGGGCCGCAAGGUACGGUAAUAUCUACAUUGUUGACCUGCUUCUCAAACAUGGCGCUGAUCCGACGCUCAAAGAUGAGCAGGGUCUUAACAUCAUGCAUUUUAGCGUUUACAGUUCUAACAUUUUACUUGUUGUUUAUGUUCUUUAUUUUGUCGUAAACAACAAUGACAACGUCGAUAUCGAUUCAAAAGAUAACAAUAACAGAACACCCCUACUUUGGGCUGCUUAUCAAGGAGAUUUUCUCACUGUAGAACUUUUAUUGAAAUUUGGCUCCACAGUUGCAUGGACGGACAACAGAGGGUUCAAUGCUCUCCAUUGUGCUCUAGUUGGAGGUGAUCAAAGGGUCAUAUGUGACUUAAUACUUAGCGGUGCAAAUUUCUACGAAAGGAAUAACCAGAAGCAAGACUGUUUUGAUCUAGCCGAAGGAAUGGGAACCAAAUCACUUUUUGAACAAGCGUUGCAACAUCAUGGAUAUGACAGGCUUGGAAAUCAGAAAGACAAACUGUUCAAGAAAAGCUCGCAUGCACAAUUCACAAUUUUUUUGUCACCAUUUUUACUCAUGGUUUACAUAUACUUAAUUUCUCUCGUUCUUUCUCCAGUGCUAGCCAUUAUGCUUUCCCUACUGGUCACUGUUGUCAUGGUCAACACAUUAAAGAAGUUUGUAUUACCAUGCCUUCCCAGAAAAAACACUUACAAAGUUUCUUUGACUAGAACUCCCUUUUUCAGUGGCCUCUUUCUGUCCACUUUCUGUUUUUUAAUAUAUAUAUGGACGAAGAAACUCUAUCCAUAUAGUGUAUCUGACUAUACCAUGAAAAACGUCCAGUUUUUGGUUACUUCCUUUCUCACAGUUGUACUAUUUCUGAGAUUAGUACGGUCAGAUCCUGGUUGUCUGAAAACGGAUGAUAGUUUGACUUCGAUACAAGAAACAAUAAAACAACUGAUUGACUUAGGGAAGUUUGAUAGGGAAAACUUUUGUGUUGAGACAUUAGAAAGGAAGCCUUUGAGGAGUAAAUAUUCUUUCUUUAGCGGCGCCCUGGUGGCCAGAUAUGACCAUUAUUGUCCAUGGAUUUAUAAUGAUGUUGGCUUAAAAAAUCACAAACUUUUUGUCUUCUUUGCUGUGACGGUCCAAUAUCACAUGUUUUUGUUCAUGUGGUUAUGUCUGGCAUAUUUUAAGAAAACGAACUAUAUUUACGAACAAGUUGAAGAAUAUGCAAGAUGUGCCCUGCUCAAGAAUGAGACUUUGUGUAAGGGUUCUAAUUACGAUCCCUCUACCUUUUUUUUAUUCAUUUGGAUUAGCGUAAACUUCAUCUGGCUGGGGGCUAUGUUGAUUGUCCAGUUCUUCCAGAUAUUAAAAGGAAUCACGACUCCUGAAUUGUUCAUCUUAAUCAAGGAGGAGCACAAGGCAAAAUUUAUCAAUCUGAUACCCUUCGAAAACUCUAUAUAUACCAGUGAAAGUAAAGGUGUUGAAGAUAGUGAUAUGAUUCCUGAAGGUCCAAGUGCGACCACCAUUACUCACACAAUUUCUAUUGAUGGUUUGGAACCAAGAAAUAGGCGCCGCGCCAUUCUUAGCGCUUGCUUUUCAAUGAUGGGUAUUAAUCAAUGGCUCGUUACUAUUAAGGAAAUAGUAGGUAUAACCCACAUUUUGCAUGGACAGGUUCCACAACAACAUCACAGUUCAUUGCUUCGAAGUUUCUUAGUGACAAAUCACUGGAAGACGAAUUUGACGGAUUUUUGGCUUAAUAGUGAUGUAACAGCGCCCUUGUGGCAACGAUUUUUCUAUUCUUCGGAUACUUCAAAAGCUAUGUUGGGUGGAACUGAGGUUGACUACUACGAGCUAUACGAAUAUCCGGCCCGAGAAGGAGAAGUAUUACGUCCAAACUAA
Molecule: messenger RNA, 2250 nt
Organism: Saccharomyces cerevisiae S288C
Lineage: Eukaryota; Fungi; Ascomycota; Saccharomycetes; Saccharomycetales; Saccharomycetaceae
Gene: AKR2
Product: putative palmitoyltransferase AKR2
Exons: 1
Coding region: 1-2250 (749 amino acids)
Cellular component (GO): Golgi apparatus; membrane
Molecular function (GO): protein-cysteine S-palmitoyltransferase activity; palmitoyltransferase activity
Source: RefSeq, marked reviewed